GAUUAAGCGAUAAAAAAAAAAGUGUAUAGUUGAAUAUUCUAAAACUCUCGCGAGCUUAGAGCAUCUCCGCGGAAUCAGAGUUAUGGGCGGCGCCAUGGCCUCUCGUCUCAUCUCCGCCGGUUACACUCUCACUUUCUACGCUCGCAAACUCAAGCGACGUCGUUUUCACAAUGCUCGCCCAUUCCUCCCACGAAAACAGCAACGUUUCAUCCUGAAACCCUAAUACUAAAGGCUAUAAAUAUAGGAUGUGUGAGAUGUUCUAAACCCUAAAUUUUUAUACUCCUCCAUUAUCAUCCCCUGAAUUUCUAGUCUCAACUCAACUGUCAGUUAUGUCUCAACCCAACAAGAAGGCCAAUUAUGGCGAUCCAAUUAGCGACUUACCUGGUAACGUGAUUGAUUGCAUCCUACAACACUUGUUCGUCAAGGACCUAAUUAGGACCAGUAUUUUGUCUACAAAGUGGAGGUAUAUGUGGACUUCCGUCCCACGACUUAAGUUUAAUGAUGAAUUUUACUGUAUGUUUGACAAUCUUAAUGACCCUGCCUCUGAGUUUUCUAGAAUUAUCACUGAAAUUCUUUUCCUCCACAAUGGCCCAAUACUUGAGUUUAUUCUUCAAGUCCCCUGGGCUUCCGACUCCAAGGAUAAAAUCACAUAUGAAUAUCUUAAUAAGUGGAUUCUGUUUUUGUCAAGGAAAGGUCUUAAACAUAUUAAGCUUACGAGCGAUGAGAGGGAUCUUGUUCAAGUUCCAUCUCAUCUCUUCUCUUGUCGGGGAUUAACUUACUUACAAUUGGACACAUGUAACUUGUCAAUUCCCUCUAGUUUCUAUGGCUUUAAGACUUUGCUUCACCUUUGCUUAGAAUUUAUGACAUUUGAGUUGGGUGCACUUGAGACUCUUCUUUCUGGGUGUCCAUUACUUGAAAAGCUCGACAUUGAGUACUGUUCUGGUUGUGAAUGUAUUGAUCUUUCUUCUUCUUCUGCUCUAAUUGAUCUCACACUCUCACUUCCACAAAAAUGUGCAUUUGGUUUGAAUAAAAUUCAGAGGCUAACUUUGGUAUUACUUAGAAAGACGCUGCUGUGUACCGAUGUCUUUCCUUUGUCUCAGCUGAUAACGAGCUUAAAGUAUCUUCGUUUAGAUGAAGUGAAUUUGGAUGAAAGAGAAGAACUUUUAUACAUUGUUAGCGUACUAAAAAAUGCUUCUAACCUUGUCGAACUUCAUAUAGUGACUUAUGAAGCCAAUGAUUAUAAGGUACAAGUGCCGGCCCCUUCAGAAAAGUUAGAGUUCAGUGGUUGUUGCCUUAGUGAACUUCAAAAGGUGAACAUCAGAGUUGGAACCAGCACUAAACAUGCAAUGAGUUUGGCACGGUUCAUUCUUGCAACUUCCCUAGCGUUAAAAACUCUUACUUUUGAUUUUAGAUUUUGUAUGAAACCAGAUGCGUCUAUACUAUUAAGCAUUUCACAAGACUUGUUAUGGAUGGAACGAGCCUCGCAAAGGGCACACGUUGAAUUCAUUCAUCAAUAGAUAGAUAUUCAAUUGUGAAAUGCAUUUGAUUUUAGCUUUCAAUACAUGUCUUUGCUUUAUUGUGUAACUUCAACAUUGAUUUUAUUUUUCAGAAUAUGAUUUAUUAUA
This is a messenger RNA of Vicia villosa (hairy vetch), 1625 nucleotides long. RefSeq names its product F-box/FBD/LRR-repeat protein At1g13570-like. Lineage: Eukaryota; Viridiplantae; Streptophyta; Magnoliopsida; Fabales; Fabaceae. Bases 330 to 1517 code for a protein of 395 amino acids. The record is from RefSeq and is a predicted model, not a curated record. Gene Ontology annotation, molecular function: protein binding. The transcript is spliced from 4 exons.